This is a messenger RNA of Salvelinus namaycush (lake trout), 2734 nucleotides long. It is a transcript of the gene slc4a1b, whose product is annotated as solute carrier family 4 member 1b (Diego blood group). Lineage: Eukaryota; Metazoa; Chordata; Actinopteri; Salmoniformes; Salmonidae. The record is from RefSeq and is a predicted model, not a curated record. Gene Ontology annotation, cellular component: basolateral plasma membrane; plasma membrane. Gene Ontology annotation, biological process: regulation of intracellular pH; transmembrane transport; monoatomic anion transport. Gene Ontology annotation, molecular function: solute:inorganic anion antiporter activity; bicarbonate transmembrane transporter activity; monoatomic anion transmembrane transporter activity. The coding region runs from base 1 to 2526 and encodes 841 amino acids. The transcript has 16 exons.
AUGAAUGACCAGCAGAACCAGCAGGGCUUCUGGCAGGAGACGGGCCGAUGGGUGGGCCAUGAGGAGAGCUACGACCCCGAGGCCGGGGGUUGGGGACCCUCACACAUCUCCUACCUCACCUUCAAGAGCCUCAUCCAGCUGCGCCGCACCAUGAACACAGGUGUGGUGAUGCUAGACCGGGUGGAGCGCAGUCUCUCCGACAUCGCUGAGAAGAUAGUGGACGAGUUGAUCAGCAAGAAAGAGAUCAGGCCCAGCGAUCGGGAUGGGGUGCUCCGUUCCCUGCUCCAAAACCGCAGCCAAACCGCAGUAGAGAGCCAACCCUUGGUUGUGGGGGCGGAGAUGCAGACAUUUUCUGUCAAAGAGAGGAGAGAUGCAACUGACACUGUAGAGGCCUCUAUGGUGCUUGUUGGAGCUCUGGACUUCCUGGAGAGGCCCACAGUGGCAUUUGUGCGUCUGAAGGAGGCUCAGGUUCUGGAUUCGGCCCUGGAGGCCCCAGUGCCAGUCCGCUUCGUCUUUAUCCUGGUGGGCCCUACCAAGAGUGACAUGGACUACCACGAAACCGGCCGCGCAAUGGCAGCACUCAUGGCCGACAAAGUGUUCAACCAGGCGGCGUUCCAAGCGCAGGGCGAACGGGAGCUGAUGGACGCCGUGGCUGACUUUAUGGACUGCAGCAUCGUGAUCCCUCCCACGGAGAUCCAGGACGGGGCGAUGCUCCAGUCCAUCAUCGGCUUCCAGAAGAAACUGCUGCAGGAGAGGCUCCGUCCCUCCGACCCCGUGUUACGUCUGGACUUGAAGCCCCGCAAAUCUUCCAAACCAUCUGGGCCUGCUCCUGAGGAUCCUCUGGUUCGUACGGGUCGGCCGUUCGGCGGGAUGAUACGAGAUGCGAAGAGACGCUACGAGCACUAUGUGAGUGACUUCACCGAUGCCCUCAACGCUCAAGUUCUCGCCGCUAUCAUCUUCAUCUACUUCGCUGCCCUGUCCCCUGCCGUCACCUUCGGAGGAUUGCUAGCUGAUAAGGUGGACAACAUGAUGGGUGUGUCUGAGCUCCUGGUCUCCACCUGUGUCCAGGGAGUCAUUUUCUGCUGCAUCGCAGCCCAGCCAGUCCUGGUCAUCGGCUUCUCAGGCCCACUUCUGGUGUUUGAGGAGGCCUUCUUUGCCUUCUGUAAGUCUCAGGACAUUGAGUACAUUGUGGGGCGUGUGUGGGUGGGCGUGUGGCUGGUGGUCAUCGUGGUGGUCAUCGUGGCGUUCGAGGGCAGUUUCUUGGUCCGCUUCAUCUCCCGCUUCACCCAGGAGAUCUUCUCCAUCCUUAUCUCCCUCAUCUUCAUCUAUGAGACCUUCGCCAAGCUGGGCAGGAUUUUCAAGGCCCACCCAUUGAUCCUGAACUACGACCACCUCAACAACACGGUGGAGGACCCAUGGCACCCAGUGGUGAUCCACAACCACCUGUAUGACAACAGCACGGGCAACACCACCACCACAAUCAACAUCCUGGACCGGGCCUACCCCAACACGGCCCUGCUCUCCAUGUGCCUCAUGUUUGGAUGCUUCUUAAUCGCCUUCUUCCUGCGCCAGUUCAAGAACGGGACCUUCCUACCUGGAAAGAUCAGGCGCUUGAUUGGGGACUUUGGGGUGCCCAUUGCUAUUUUCUUAAUGUGUGUUGUGGACAUCAACAUAGAGGAUGCGUACACCCAGAAAUUGGCAGUACCCAAGGGUCUGACGGUGUCAAACCCUGCUGCCAGAGGUUGGCUCAUCAACCCGUUUGGCGAACACAAGACUUUCCCCGUGUGGGUCAUGUUCGCUUGCUGUGUGCCCGCUUGUCUCGUCUUCAUCCUCAUCUUCCUCGAGUCCCAGAUCACCACUCUGAUUGUGAGUAAGCCGGAGAGGAAGAUGGUCAAGGGAUCCGGCUUCCAUCUGGACCUCCUCAUCCUGGUGGGCAUGGGCGGGUUUGGUGCCAUUUUUGGCGUGCCGUGGCUGAGUGCCACCACCGUGCGUUCGGUUACCCACGCCAACGCCCUCACCGUCAUGAGCAAGGGGCCCAAGCCGGAGAUCGAGAAGGUUGUGGAGCAGAGGGUCAGUGGGAUUCUGGUGGCUCUGCUCGUCGGUCUGUCCAUUCUCAUGGAGCCCAUCCUGAAGAUGAUUCCGAUGACGGCUCUGUUCGGGAUCUUCCUCUACAUGGGAAUCACCUCGCUCAACGGGAUCCAGUUGUGGGAUCGCAUUCUGCUCCUGCUCGUCCCCAAGAAAUACCACCCCAAUGAGCCCUACGCCACCAGGGUGUCAACGGGCAGGAUGCACCUAUACACAGCCAUCCAGGUGGUGUGUCUUGCAGUGCUGUGGAUCGUCAAGUCCAGCCCGGCCUCCCUGGCCCUGCCUUUCGUUCUCAUCCUCACUAUCCCCCUCCGCAUGGCCAUGACCGGACGCUUCUUCACCGAACUGGAGAUGAAAUGUUUGGACGCCGACGACGCUAAGGUGACAUUUGAGGAGGAACCUGGACAGGAUGUCUACAAUGAAACUCAGAUGCCAUUGUAGACAUCUGGACCCGUCAUUUUUAUCCAAAAGCCCUUUAUUUUAUUUAUCUGACAUGACAAAGUAUUUUAAUAGGAUUCUUGUUUUUGUCGACUACCGUAUGAACUGACAUAUAUAUCUUUUGGACUGUUUUUAAACCAUCAUGAAGCCCAAAUAGUAGGUUAUGACCCUUAGAUUUCAAAUAUAAGAAAUUGUCAGUAAAAGAAAAUUA